AUGGGACAACACUUCACUAAUGAACAAGGAGAACAGGUUGAGAUUGAUGUGGCUGAAUUGCAGGAAUGGUAUAAGAAGUUUGUAAUGGAAUGUCCAAGUGGGACACUCUUCAAGCAUGAAUUCAAACGAUUCUUUGGGGUUCAUAAUAAUCAAGAAGCAUCGGAUUAUGUGGAAAGCAUGUUCAAAGCUUUCGAUAAGAAUGGGGAUAACACCAUUGACUUCCUAGAAUAUGUGGCUGUUUUGAAUCUGGUUUUGCGAGGGAAGCUGGAACACAAACUGAGAUGGACAUUCAAAAUAUAUGAUAAAGAUGGAAAUGGCUGCAUAGAUAGACCUGAACUCCUAGAAAUAAUAGAAGCUAUUUAUAGCAUUAAGCAAGCAUACAAUUCUGAAGAAGAAAGAGCUGUUCCCGGUCUCACUCCAGAAGAAGUUGUGGAAAGAAUAUUUCAUCUCGUAGAUGACAAUGGAGAUGGACAAUUAUCUCUGGAUGAAUUCCUUGAGGGAGCGCAAAGAGAUAAGUGGGUGAUGAAGAUGCUACAAAUCAAUGUAAGCCCAGGUGGAUGGCUUGCCAAUCAGGGAAGAAAAAGUGCAAUGCUCUAA
This is a messenger RNA of Protobothrops mucrosquamatus (brown spotted pit viper), 597 nucleotides long. RefSeq names its product guanylate cyclase activator 1B (gene GUCA1B). Gene Ontology annotation, molecular function: calcium sensitive guanylate cyclase activator activity; calcium ion binding. Lineage: Eukaryota; Metazoa; Chordata; Lepidosauria; Squamata; Viperidae. The transcript has 4 exons. Gene Ontology annotation, biological process: visual perception. Gene Ontology annotation, cellular component: photoreceptor inner segment; cone photoreceptor outer segment. The record is from RefSeq and is a predicted model, not a curated record. The coding region runs from base 1 to 597 and encodes 198 amino acids.